Messenger RNA from Micropterus salmoides (largemouth bass), 3401 nucleotides. It is a transcript of the gene rtn4rl2b, whose product is annotated as reticulon 4 receptor-like 2b. The coding region runs from base 108 to 1487 and encodes 459 amino acids. Lineage: Eukaryota; Metazoa; Chordata; Actinopteri; Centrarchiformes; Centrarchidae. The transcript is spliced from 4 exons. The record is from RefSeq and is a predicted model, not a curated record. Gene Ontology annotation, cellular component: plasma membrane. Gene Ontology annotation, molecular function: protein binding.
CCUGCAGCCCCAGCGACUCGCUCACCAGAGCUGAACCUCAGCAGAGAUAGCAGCAAGCAGGCACUUCCACGCCGCGCAGGCUAACUCGCUUUCGGCUUUGGUUCGAGAUGCAGACUCGUUGGACCAUGAGGGGCUCCAGCGCCCACAACUUUAAGAGUGGACUGUGUCUAUGGCUGAUUUUGUGGCUGGUGGUGGUGAAGCCAGGCGGGGUGGAGGCAUGUCCCAAGCUGUGCGUGUGUUACCCCACGCCCAUGACGGUCAGCUGCCAGUCCCAGAACAUCACAAUAGUCCCGGCUGGGGUGCCAUAUGACUCACAACGUGUUUUCCUGCAGAACAACCGCAUCACAGAGCUUCGCGCAGACUCUUUUGGCUUUGAGACACAGGUGCUUUGGCUAUAUGGCAACAACAUCACAUGGAUCGAGGCCGGGGCCUUCAGUAACCUCAGGGUUCUGGAGGAGCUGGAUCUGGGCGAUAACCCGCUGCAGCGCCUGGAAGGUGGAGCCUUCAGGGGCUUGGAGAAGCUGCAAAGCUUGCACAUGCAUCGCUGCAAGUUGGCCGCUCUCCCCCAUGACCUCUUCCACAAGCUGUACAGCCUGCAGUUCCUCUACCUGCAGGACAAUCAGCUGCACUUUCUGCAGGAUGACCUCUUUUCAGAUCUGGUCAACCUCACUCAUCUCUUCCUGCAUGGAAACCGCAUCCGUGCCCUCUCUGAGAAUGUGUUCAGAGGCCUGGUCAACCUGGACCGCCUCCUUCUCCAUGACAACCGCAUCAGGCAGGUCAACCGUCGGGCUUUCCGUGACCUGGGCCGCCUGACCAUCCUUUACUUGUUCAACAACUCCCUGGCCGAGCUGCCGGGCCAGGCCAUGAAAGACACCCAAGGCAUCCAGUUCCUCCGCCUCAAUGGUAACCCCUGGUCCUGCGGCUGUGAGGCUCGUCCCCUGUGGGAGUGGUUCCGUAAGGCCCGCAUCUCCUCCUCUGAGCUUAUGUGCACCUCUCCAUCCCAACGUCGUGGCCAGGACCUCAGAUUCCUCCGGGAGUUGGACUUCGCCCUCUGCCCUCUGCCUGACCCCGGCUCUCUGGCUGGCAGCACCACGACCACCUUCAGCACCAAGACCCGCUGGUGGUUCUCCAAGAACAAGCCCGCUUCUUCAUCCAAGGCUUCGUAUCAGAAGAGCACAGAGACGGUGAAGGCCUUCCCCUUCUCUGCCGUGAAGCCUCAGUACCUCCCCAAAACCCCAUCUGAAACCUUCUCCUCCAAGUAUGAACUGUCAGAAGAUGAGGUGGCGCUCCCCAAGCUGGACCAAGAAGAAUACUGGGCCAACUACGGCAACGAAGACGCCUCCAUCCGCUGCUUUGAGCUGGAGUGCCCCCCAGGCUAUGACAACUCAGCCUUCCCCUCAUCCUCCUCCUUUCCCAGCACCCCAUCCCUCCUCCACCUCCUCUCCCUCUCCAUAGUCGCAAUCACUCUCCAUUUCCUUUUUGGCUGAACUGUUUUCUCCUCCAUACCCUUUUUUAUCUUCCGAUUUCUCCCCCUGCUCUUUCCAACUCUAACAAAAACCUGGAUCUUGAUUCCUUUCAGUUAACUCCUCGACUUGCAGGGGAUGCUACACUGACACAGGGAGACAGGAGAGGCAGCAGGGGGCUGUUUUAAAGAGCAGAGAUAAGUUGAAUUGAUGUAGAGCAGGACAGGAUUUCAGUGUUAAAGUAGCUGCUGCUUAUUGGUACGGGCUUUAAAAAUCAGGGAUCACAUCAUGAAAACUGUGAUAGUGACCGUACAAAGGCAGAAACCUACAGCAACAUCAUGAAAUGAUCGAGACACAACACGCAGACAGCUGGUGGUGUCCACAGACAUUUUUUGUAAACAACGCAGGCGUUGUGACUCGUCUACAGCUAUUUUCUAUACCAACUAGUGCUCACCGUCCAAUCACCGCUGAUGUUAUUCCUCGCUAAUUUAUCAUGAAUAAAAGUGGUGAUUAAUGAUACCAGAAGUAGGAGAAAGAUGCGGAUUCACACAGAUUAACACAGAUAAUGAGAGGCUUGGGAGGAAAGAAAAGAAAAGGAAAUAAUAAUAGGCAGAUGUGAAAAGAAAAUUAAUAACAUGUGAGAAGAGUGAGCUUAAGAUAUUCAUCUAAAGGCAGAAAAGGAUGAGAGGAUCAUCAGAUCUGCAGCCAAGAGCGGUUCUCCUCUCUCCUUCUGAUUCAAAAUCUUGUGUGAUCCCAGAGAUGCCAGCAAACCACCACCUUCACCCACGCUUGUACAUACCACACAUCAUCACUGUACAUACACCCAUCGCAAACAGCUCUGUAGGGUAAACUAGCUGGGUUUUUAUAUUUCAUUUUAGUACCAUUUAGUAAAUGAGAGCUUGAUAGAUAGAUUAGGUUGUAAAUGGAAGGCAAUGUGGAAACUCCUUUUCAUCUUUCAUGUUCUCCACUCUUGUCUUUUCCUCUCUCAGACAAUCUUAACACUUGUUUCCCAGACUGGGAAAAUGGAAAAUCUAAAAAUUGAUAUGAGUUAUUUAAACAUAUGAGAGCUCACUUUCAACAUGGGCAGAGAAAUAAAUGCUCACAACCAAAAAAGGGUUAUCAGUUUUUGUUGUGUGAGUGGGAUUGGACUGUUGCAGACUAAUAACCAAAGGACCUGAGAAGACCAAUUUGAUCAUGUCUCUUCUUAAAAUGAGUGCCUGUGUAUGUGCCUGUUUUCCCUUAAAGAAUAGGGCCUCUGUCUGUUAGUCUGGAUGUCCAAACUGACACAGAACAAGAUAAAAACAACACCAGGGCUGAAUCCUACACAGCUCCUUGUGUUGUUUGAAGCCUCAGGUCUCUGUCUUGCUGGCUCCUGUUACAUUAAACUUUGACCUGCAAUCGGUGACUGUGUGUGCCACACCGAUGAGGAUGUGUGUAUUUCUUUUUAGCUCUGAUUGAAAGUAUUUUAUGUCUCAAGGACCCACAACUGUUUCAAAACUGUAUAGUUUCAGAAAUGCAUGAGACUCUGUGUAUCAGUUUGCUUUUUCAGUAUUUUCUGAACAAAUAAGGUCUUUAUGGUGCGGACCACAAUCAAGCUGUCAUGCAUAAAACCAUCUCUCGCAUAUUAAAGCUGUCCUUUAUUAGAGAACCUUUCUGACUCCAUUGUGUGUUUUUAGAAAAUGGGAUAUAACUUACUCAACAAUCUGUUUAACACAGUGUCAAACAAACCUGAUUGUGAUCUGCAUCAUUCAUGGGGGCCACAUGGUCCUUGUCAACUCCCAUAUGUUAAUAAGUCCAUUCCCAUCAACCUGAACCAUGACUGUGAGUUUCUGCAUAGAACAUGACAGAUACUGUAACGCUGUUAGAUUGUGUAUUUUUCAAUGAAAAGACUUGUUUGGAUAGUGUUUUGCUUUAAUAAAAUAUAAAGAAAAAAUCAAA